CCGUAAGGCUCGGAGCCCCGGUGUAAGGCGCCACGGCGCAUGCUCCGGAAUCUCAUCCUCUGGCCCUGGAGCUGCUGCUGCUGCUGCUGCUGCUUUUGCUUUUGGGGCUGAGUUUAAUAAGCGAGCGAGCGAGCAAGCGAACGCGGGGGGAAAAAGGCAGAGAAUGUCCGCCAUCUACCCUCCGCUCCUGGGCGCGCUCUCAUUCAUAGCAGCCUCUUCAUGAAUUACAGCUGAGGGGGGCGGGGGAGGGGGGGUACCACACAACACCCCAGCAAACCUCCGGGCCCCCAGGCAUGGCUAGCUCGUGUGCCGUGCAGGUGAAGCUGGAGCUGGGGCACCGCGCCCAGGUGAGGAAAAAACCCACCGUGGAGGGCUUCACCCACGACUGGAUGGUGUUCGUGCGCGGCCCGGAGCACAGUAACAUACAGCACUUUGUGGAGAAAGUCGUCUUCCACUUGCACGAAAGCUUUCCUAGGCCAAAAAGAGUGUGCAAAGAUCCACCUUACAAAGUAGAAGAAUCUGGGUAUGCUGGUUUCAUUUUGCCAAUUGAGGUUUAUUUUAAAAACAAGGAAGAACCUAAGAAAGUCCGCUUUGAUUAUGACUUAUUCCUGCAUCUUGAAGGCCAUCCACCAGUGAAUCACCUCCGCUGUGAAAAGCUAACUUUCAACAACCCCACAGAGGAGUUUAGAAGAAAGUUGCUGAAGGCAGGCGGGGACCCGAACAGGAGCAUUCAUACCAGCAGCAGCAGCAGCAGCAGCUGUAGCAGCAGCAGCAGCAGCAGCAGUAGCAGCAGCAGCAGCAGCUGUAGCAGCAGCAGCAGCAGCAGCAGCAGCAGCAGCAGCAGUAGCAGCAGCAGCAGCAGCACCAGUUUUUCAAAGCCUCACAAGUUAAUGAAGGAGCACAAGGAAAAACCUUCUAAAGACUCCAGAGAACAUAAAAGUGCCUUCAAAGAACCUUCCAGGGAUCACAACAAAUCUUCCAAAGAAUCCUCUAAGAAACCCAAAGAAAAUAAACCACUGAAAGAAGAAAAAAUAGUUCCUAAGAUGGCCUUCAAGGAACCGAAACCCAUGUCAAAAGAGCCAAAACCAGACAGUAACUUACUCACAAUCACCAGUGGGCAGCAAGACAAGAAGGCUCCUAGUAAAAGGCCCCCCAUUGCAGAUUCCGAAGAACUCUCAGCCAAAAAAAGGAAAAAGAGUAGCUCAGAGGCUUUAUUUAAAAGUUUUUCUAGCGCGCCACCGCUGAUACUCACUUGUUCUGCUGACAAAAAACAGAUAAAAGAUAAAUCUCAUGUCAAGAUGGGAAAGGUCAAAAUCGAAAGUGAGACCUCAGAGAAGAAGAAAUCGACUCUGCCACCAUUUGAUGAUAUUGUGGAUCCCAACGAUUCCGACGUGGAGGAGAACAUGUCCUCCAAAUCUGACUCUGAACAGCCCAGUCCUGCCAGUUCCAGCUCCAGUUCCAGCUCCAGCUUCACACCAUCCCAGACAAGGCAACAAGGUCCUUUAAGGUCCAUAAUGAAAGAUCUACAUUCGGAUGACAAUGAGGAGGAAUCAGAUGAGGCAGAGGAUAAUGACAAUGACUCCGAGAUGGAGAGACCUGUAAAUAGAGGAGGCAGCCGAAGCCGCAGAGUUAGCUUAAGUGACGGUAGCGACAGUGAAAGCAGUUCGGCUUCUUCACCCCUACAUCACGAACCCCCGCCACCCUUAUUAAAAACCAACAACAACCAGAUUCUUGAAGUGAAAAGUCCAAUAAAGCAAAGCAAAUCAGAUAAGCAAAUAAAGAACGGGGAAUGUGACAAGGCCUACCUAGAUGAACUGGUCGAGCUCCACAGAAGGUUAAUGACGCUGAGGGAAAGACACAUUCUGCAGCAGAUCGUGAACCUUAUAGAAGAAACUGGACACUUUCAUAUCACAAACACGACAUUUGAUUUUGACCUUUGCUCGCUGGACAAAACCACAGUCCGUAAACUACAGAGUUACCUGGAAACAUCUGGAACAUCCUGAGGAUACAACAACUGGAUGCAUCAAAAACUAUUGUUUUGUUUUGUUUUUUUUUUUUUUUUGGUUGUGAUUUUUUUUUGUUUGUUUAUAUGAAAACACUCAGAAUGAUGCAACCAAAAGGGAAAAAAUAAAAAUCAAACAACCUUCAGCUUUAUUUUUCUUUAAAGCCAGUCAUCAUCUCUUGAUAAAGGAGAGGUUAAGCAAACCAGCCUCAGCGGACCACUCUUCUCUCCAAGGAAAUCCCCGGGAAGAGUUAGCCUGGAUAGCCUUGAAAACAAAUCAAACACAACACAAGAAAAAUUAAAGAAUGUGUAUGGUAUCAUGUAUCUCUCUCUGUGGCGGUUCAUUCCACAGGACGAAUGCAUAUUCAACACACUGCCUUAUUACAUAACUGAUCUAUUUAUUAUCGCAUACAGAUAUUCUAAAGUCGUUGAGGGAAUGACACCACAAGACAUUAUAAGUACUUGUACUUGGUCCCAUGGAUGCUCUUUCAAUGCAGCGCCCUUGCCAUCCCAAGCCCAGUGACCUUACUUGUACACCGUGCCACUCUCCACCAACUUUUCCAAGUCCUUUUACUCGUUGCAGUCCGCAUUUGCUACCUUUUGUUUUUCCAGUUCCAGGACACAGAUGAUCAACUGGGGGGACCAAAUUGCCACCCUGAUUUUCUUCUUUGUGGUCUUUCUUCUGAGAGUUGGGGCCCAGCCCUUGGCUGUAUCCAUAUAAUGAUCUUGGACCAUGGUAGAAAAUGCACCAAAUAGGAUCAUAUGAAUUGUUGUCUAGCCUUAGUCAAUAAACCUGUAGGACUUUUAACCAAGUGUACCUGUAAACGUCCUGCAUCCAGCAUUGUUGAGCUGUCUUCAACAUUCUUCUUGUGUCUGUUUUACUGUUCUAAUACUAGAUAAAUAUGGAAGUAAAAGCAUUCCACAGGAUCAUCGUUUAAAAAAAAAAAAAAGGAAUCCUGGUUAUGUUUUCUAAAGAAAUGUAGAAAUUCUUAAUUUGGAUCUAUUUAUUAGAGUUUCAGCUUUCUUCGGCUGCCAGUAUGUUCUCCAUCUUUACCAUAAAACCUGGAAUAAGAGAUUUUUGUUCCUGUAUGAUCCUCUUAGACUCUUUUAUAUUUGGAAAAUGAAAAUCUUUCUUUGGGGGAAGAUUCUUGGUUAUGCUGCCAUAACAGAUUAUGUAUUAACUUGUAGAUUCAGUGGUUCGAUCCUGUUUAGUCACUUGCUUAUGUUUCCAGAAGGAUUUCUUGUAUUGGUGAAAAUAAAGAUGGCUGGGGAGGGGGGGGAUAUUUUUGUUCUUGAUGUACCCUGUUUUAAAACUAGAAAUCUGUCCUGUGGCAUGCAAAAGAAAGCGAAUUAUUUUUAAAAGAAAAAAAAAAAAAACCCCGAAGUACUUUUGGUGUCAUUAUUCCAUCCUGUCCAUAAGUGGAGAUGUGCAAAGUGAGAACAGCUCAUCUUUCAAGUUUUUGCUAGGAACUCAACCGAAAAGAAGGGGAAAUGAAGAAAUACUUCUGGAUCCAAAGGUUCAUUCACUGGAUCAGCCUUAAGAAAGCCUCUAUGUGUGCGAAUAGACCGGUCUCUAGGCUCUCCCUUGUUUAUUCCCAUGCCAGAUGCUGUCUUUUCAUACAGAGAUUAACUAGUGUCUGUACAGAAAAUGGGCUUUCCAGACCCAUUCUUUUGGGCAGUAAUGUAAAUGCAGAUUGAUAAUGAAGUUAUUUCUGCAUUUUAAAAAGGGGAUUUUUUUUUUUUACAUUCUUUCUAUCCAAAGACACUAUUUUUUUCCUUUAAAAAAAUUAUAAUACAGCCAUGCUCCUUGUAAAUUACUUCUGAAGCGUCCUCCCCAAGGACAAGUGUACUUUUCCGGUAAUGUUAUGAUUCUCGAUGGUUGGCAUGAACCGCCCUUGAAGCAUUUGUUGUGUGUCCCCUACUCAGUGUUUAACUCCAGAAACACUUCUGGAGUCAUUUUGGAUAUAAGGUGACUGAUUUGUGUGGUUUUAGGCGUGGUUUUAGUUGUGUCUGGUUCUGUUUUUAACUUUGCAGAUGAAAGGGGGAGGGCGAUGCUUAUAUGAAUUGUUUGCAAAAUUUAGAAAUCUUUAAACGUUUCUAACUGCUAAUCCACAUAUUCUAAUUAAGCCAGAAAUGGAUGUGGUUUAACUGAGAUAUCUGUGUAGUGUAACUAGAAAUGUAUAUAUGUAGUUCGGGCCAUUUUUAUUUUUGUAACUAAGUUGUAUGGCAAAAAUGAUUUGGCGGUGUGAACAUUUUUCUCGUUCCUCUGGCUGUUUACCAGGAAACUAGGUAACAUAAGCGACCAAACAACAAGGACAACAAGAAGGGAAGCUACUACAGUGAUAAACUUUAGACCUAAAAUUUAGGCAAUAAAGCAAAUGUCUUCAGACUCUCGUCAAAAUGUAAGUUUGUACAUUUAAUAACGAAAUUCAAGAAAACUUCCUCAUGGACACAGCAAAAAGAGCUGUCCACAAAAUUUCCAGAGUGAGAGUCACAUUGUUGAUUUUUUGCAAGUUGUAUUCUUACUCUCAUCGAAUCCUUAAAUGCAGAAAUAAUAAAUCCCCUUUUGAUGAAUUUCAAAUAGUUACACUUCUCUUCAAGUAACCCUCUCAGUUCUGCCAUGUUUAUAAACACCAUUGAAACCUGUCGAAAAAUAUGUUUGGCACAUGCGUAUCCUAACAGGGGCGUUAGUAUUCUAAGCACAAAG
This is a messenger RNA of Panthera uncia (snow leopard), 4709 nucleotides long. It is a transcript of the gene MLLT3, whose product is annotated as MLLT3 super elongation complex subunit. Bases 294 to 2003 code for a protein of 569 amino acids. Gene Ontology annotation, biological process: regulation of DNA-templated transcription. Lineage: Eukaryota; Metazoa; Chordata; Mammalia; Carnivora; Felidae. The transcript is spliced from 11 exons. Gene Ontology annotation, cellular component: super elongation complex. The record is from RefSeq and is a predicted model, not a curated record.